GCGCUCUGGCAAGAUGCAACUCUCUAAUCCCGGAAUAGAGACUGGAUUGAGUGGAUGUUGCGUAAAACUGCUGGCUCUGAGCCUUGCUCUAAGUCUCAGACAGCGAGGUCACUAGCCGCACGAUUGGGCCAGGACCGACAACCAGAUACUCACACUUCAUCUCCUCAACCAUGUCCUCCACAGAGAACCAACAGCAUGCUUUUCCGGCUGCGCCUCCUUCUCUAUCCGCUGGCGACCAUGAGAUGCGGAACUACUACGCUACACAAGAUGUACCACGACCGUCCUCCGAUCAAACAUCAUACCUAACACCAUACCUUGGCCUUCGAGCUAGACUCUCGCAAGUUUGGAUCAACCGCUGGACAGUUCUAAUCCUCCUCGUCCUGAUACGUGCAUUACUCGCCAUUGGAAGUGUGAACACACAUUUGACUUCCGCAAAACGAGAAGCACUCUCUGCUUGCACUGGUGUUGAAAAUGUUGGAAGCGCACUGGCGAGCAUGCCUCAUUACAUGUCGUCGGGCGUUAACGAACUCACCGCAUCAGGGAUCGAGAAGGCCAUUAACGGACUGAUGUCCAUGCUUCUUCUCAGCAUCACUGUGCUAGAGGAGAUUUUUGUGUUCUAUAUCAAUCUUCUCACCUCAACCUACAUCUGUCUUUUUACCUUCGCAGUCGGUGGUAGCUUGCAUGUUGCCAUCGAUGUUGCCGAAGACGUAGGAGACUUCUUGAACUCUACCGCUAAAGGUGUAGGUACGGAGCUUGGUGAUGCUGUUGAAGAUUUUCAAAAAGCCAUGAAAAAAUUCACUGGCGCGAUUGAAGAUGUCGGCAGCUUUUUCACAGGAAAAAAUGUCGACGUCCCUGACCUGAACCUGAACUCAUCAAUCGCAAAACUCGACACACUCCAACUACCUUCUGGAUACGACAAGGGGCUGGAUAAACUGAACGAUUCCAUUCCGACAUUUGCCGAAGUCCACAAUGCGACAAACACUGCUCUACGCUUCCCUUUCGAAAAGGUCAAAAAGUUGCUCAAUGAGUCGAUGGAAAAAUACACCAUGAAUCGAUCAAUGUUCAACGUUCCACCAAAGGAAAAACUUACAUUCUGCUCCGAUGACGAUGGCAUCAAUGAUUUCUUUGAUGGCCUCGCGGAUGUCAUUACACUUGCCAAGAAAGUUUUCCUCUCCGUCCUCAUCGUUGCAGCAAUACUCGCAUGUGUCCCCAUGGCUUAUCGAGAGAUUCGUCGCUGGCGUUUGCAAGAAGAAAGAGCAAGUGCUAUCAAGCAUAUAAACGACCCCAUGGACGCUGUCUACAUUGUCUCACGUCCUUACACGGCCGAUUUUGGUGUCAAGGUCUCAAACCAUUUUUCAUCAACCCAUGCGAGGACACUUGUGAGAUGGACAAUUGCUUAUGCUACAACUACACCGGCCUUGUUCGUUCUUUGCCUUGCAAUUGCUGGACUUCUUGGUUGCUUCUGCCAACACAUCUUACUGCAGGCAAUUAGAAAAGAAGUCCCCGAGCUUACUCAGAAAGUGGAUGCCUUCGCUGACAAGGUACAAUGGUCACUCAACAAUGCUUCCCUCGCAUGGGCUGUUGAUACAAAUCGUGUCAUCAACACGACCAACACCAAAAUUAACGAAGAUAUCUUCGGCUGGGUCAAUAUCACAACUGGAGCGGUCAACAACACACUCAACAUCUUUGUCGAUGGAAUGAACGAUGCGAUUAAUGACACUUUCGGUGGCACUAUCCUCGAGCAUCCUGUCAAAGAAGUUGUGAACUGUCUGAUCACCCUCAAGAUUGAAGGUAUUCAAAAAGGCCUCACUUGGGUUAGUGAUCAUGCUCAUGUUGACUUCCCAAUGCUCAAUUCUUACUGAACCAGAUAGCAUUGAUGCUGGUGAUCAGAUCUCUCGAGCCAUUCUGUUUGUCGUGCGUGUACUGGAAAAAGCUGUGAGGCAGGA
Messenger RNA from Aureobasidium subglaciale EXF-2481, 1946 nucleotides. RefSeq lists its product as uncharacterized. Lineage: Eukaryota; Fungi; Ascomycota; Dothideomycetes; Dothideales; Saccotheciaceae. The record is from RefSeq and is a predicted model, not a curated record. Gene Ontology annotation, cellular component: mating projection tip. The transcript is spliced from 3 exons. Bases 171 to 1862 code for a protein of 563 amino acids.